Onychostoma macrolepis is the source of this 1095-nucleotide messenger RNA. RefSeq names its product armadillo-like helical domain-containing protein 2. Bases 293 to 1069 code for a protein of 258 amino acids. The record is from RefSeq and is a predicted model, not a curated record. The transcript is spliced from 2 exons. Lineage: Eukaryota; Metazoa; Chordata; Actinopteri; Cypriniformes; Cyprinidae.
ACAAAAAUUAUUCACGUAAUCCGUAACGAAAUUACAUAAUGACAAAAUGUUCAGUAAUUGUGCUGCUUUAGCUCGUUUUCAUUCAAUUCACCGAGCAUUAACAUUUAACGUUUUUCUGAAGCAAAUGGACAUUUUUAAAAAGUGUUGUUGUUGUUGUAAAAGGCAUUUUAUGAAGGCGUUUGUGAAAACGUACUAAAUGGAUGAUGUCACGAUAACAAGCUUAAUGAAAUGAAAACAACGUUCUGUUUUGAAAGAAAGCUUUUUGAAACCGUGUUUCGAGACAGGCAGACGCAUGAUUCGGUUCCUCUCCUCAUUUUACGAUAAUUACAUCAAGCCUUAUUUUUCCUCUGGUCUGGAAGAACCAGACAGAAGCCACAAAAAUAAGAUCCUCAAGGCUGGUCGACUGAUCCGGAACACGCAGCUGUCCACAGCAGUGAGAGCAGACGCGGCUCGGGACGUUGGGAUAUUAAGUUACACAGGAGGUUAUGAACAUGCAGCCCAAGCAGCAGACGAGUACAUGGCAAGCAUGGUGGAGCUCCUGAAGACACCUGAUCUUACAGAUCAGCACAUCAUUCGAGUUCUUGAAGGCCUCAGUGCAAUCUGCUACCUCCACGUCGCCAACCAAGACAAGGCACAAGCACUUGGGCUCCCUGACACCCUGCUGCAGUAUGUAUCUCCAACCAGCAAACUCUCCUAUACGUCACAGCGCUGGAGCUGCUACCUGCUCAACAUCCUCUGUUGCCACAACAUCCCCAUCAUCUGCCACCUUAAGGAAUCCACGGCCCUGCAGUCCAGUCUGGAGAAACUGGCGAGUCUGGACUGGGAGGAGAGAUGGCCAUUAAACUACGCCCAGGAGCUUCUUGGGGUUUUAGGACUCCAGCAGAGCUCGAAGAAAGAUGCUUUGCAUGAGGAAGAUGAGCUGAAGGGUUGCACUAACACUAAAAGUGGUUACAUGUUAGGUAAACAAUUAAAAAGCAUGUGUACAAAAUAUGAGUUUAUUUCCAUUGUAUGCAUUCAAUUUUACAUAUGUACACUGGCAGUGAACAUGCACAUUAACUACAGGUACUGAAAAUAAAAGCUCAUUUACAGCAAGGG